Molecule: messenger RNA, 1016 nt
Organism: Pyrus x bretschneideri (Chinese white pear)
Lineage: Eukaryota; Viridiplantae; Streptophyta; Magnoliopsida; Rosales; Rosaceae
Exons: 4
Coding region: 53-682 (209 amino acids)
Source: RefSeq, a predicted model, not a curated record
GCUAUACAAACAGAAGAGUAGCCUGUUGCAAAAGAGCAGAAGCAGAGCGCACAUGGAUAUGGUGAGUGAGAGUGCGAGUGCGAGUGCGAGUUCGAGUGCAAGCAAAAGGAAGACGACGAGUUUCCACAGCGAGAAGAUGACUCUAGAAGAUUACCUUCUCCUCAUUCAAUCCAACUCCCACCUCCAUCUCACCGUCGCUCAUCUCAAUCAGAUCAUUUCCAUGCACGGAUACAAGAAGAUCUACAAAGUUCCCAAGGCACGUUUGAGCGACGCCGUGAGCUCGCUGCCGCUGGUCGAUCCGGCUCGCUCGACGCUCAAAGACUACAUCUCUCCGUUUGUGAUCACCACCCUGGAGGACGUCGUGGCCGACCUCGCCGACCUCAACUGGAAGGAGUGCUGCGUCACAUCCGUCGAAACCCUAAGCUCAUGGAAACACACAACCUCCGCCCCUGCUCCUCCUGUGAGCCCCAGCCACGACGUCGUCCAGUACUUGCAACCUCAACAAUCACCGCCGUUGGCCCUUGAUUGCAGACCCUACGGCGUCGUUUCUGCUCCCAACUCUGCUUCCGGGACUGCUCAUCCACAGAAGAAACUGGUGACGAAGAGGAAGAGGAAGCGAUCGCCGGUAGCCGCCGGUUUCGCUCGUGCUGCUUUGGACUCUGUUUCGUACGGAUCGUGCUGACGUCACAGUUGUUUUUUUCGCAGCACGAACUUACCGUGUUGGCGGGAAUUGGGGACGGGAAUGGUAGAGCUGUGGUACUCGUGAAAGGAUAGGGGUAUUUCUGGAAAUUUCUGGCAGAAGUGGUACAGGUUGUGUUUGUCAAGUAAUGUUAACGGGUAUUUGGGUCUUUUUAUCUUUAUUCCUUCCUAGCUAGUGGUGGUGGUAAUUUUGGUAAACUGAAUCCAAUGCAUCUAUGCGUCUCCUGGUUUCCUUUUAAUUUGGAAGAUUCAUUAAUGCACGCUUUUAUUUUAAAUAGUGCAAUUUACAUCUUUUAAUUUUCAAUCAUCGUGUUGAA